CGCUAGGUUCUUCGUGUUUGAGUGUAUUUCAAGAUUUAACAGGUGAAACCAGCCUCGGGGUCGAAGGAUUGGCAAAAAGGAUCGAAAACCGGGAGAAGAGGUGAAAAAGCGCAGUUCACGGCUAAGGGAAGGAGUUCACGGUCAUGCAAGACCGUGAAGAAGGGGAGUUCACCGUGAAGAGCAAGGCGUCCAGAGCCAAUCUGAAGGUUACUAACGCAAGGUGAGUUCACGGUCACUAAGACCGUGAACACAAGCCGUUGCCCGUGAACUGACGUGAGCGAUGCGGAGCGUUUUGGCGCACGCCUUGAGUUCACGGACGCGUUUGAUGGUUCACGGCCAUGAACUCAGCUCUUCUCGGGUUUAAAAGCUGAACUGCAAGGAGGAGAGAGGGAGAGCCCACUUUUGUGAGAGAAACACCUUCUUAAGCAUUAUAGUGAGAGAAACAGAACCAAAGAGAAGAAGAGGUUAGGGUUUGGCUUCAAGGCAGAUUUUGGGAAGAUUUCCCCAAGGAGAUCUCAGCUCAAGGGUCAAGAAGAGAGGAGGCAUCCCCAAAAGAUGGUUUCCACUUUUUUCCCCUUUUGUUCUUCCCUUUUCUACCAUUGAGUAGUCCUCCUUUCACUUGGGUGUAGUGAAACACUAACUCUACCAUUUAGUUUUCUUGUAUGUGGUUUGGAUGAUUGAUAUUGGGUAUUGUUCAAUUCAAUGUUUGAGGAAUUAUUCACCAUGAUUGUGCAUGCUUGUGCUUAGCAACUUAGGGGUUGUGCAUGCGUUGUGCUUAGCAUCCUAGUGAUUGUGCAUAAUUGUGCUUAGCACCCCUAAGUUUGUGCAUUAAGGUGCUAGUAAUCUAAUUUGCCACCUUAGACUAGUUUAGAGAAGAAAAUCCCCCUUUCAAGGGAGAUUUAUCGAUUCUAGCGAUUUCCUGAUCCGUAGCAGCACGUUUAUAACAGGAAGAAUCUAUCCAGUCCACCACUGGGAGCAACCUAGCCUUCUUUCUUCCUUGGUUCGUUCUUCUCUCUCUAAAAUCUUAAGAAAAAGACACUUUCUCACUCUUGGGCUCCCCUUCUCUCUUCCUUUCAACUCACAUUAUACACCAGGAUCGGGCUCAGUUCACGGCCGUGAACUCUUCAACGCGUCCAUGAACACAGAGCGCGAUGUCAAAAUGCACCGCUUCGCCAUCAGGAGUUUACGGUUUGGCCUCAAUCUCCACGGUCUUGUUGACCGUGAACACGUCUCACGGUAGUAACUGCAGAUUUCUCUCUAGACGCAUCGCGCUCACGGUUUUGGGCUUCAAUUCACGGCCAUAGUGGACCGUGAACUCCAAUGCUAACCCGUGAACUCCGCCUGGAUCACCCUCUUUGCCCUGUCUUUGCUUCUUUUAGUCCAACUUUCGACUUCGGGGCUGGUUUCACCUAUUGGAUCCUGAAACACACUAAAACGCACAAAACCUAGUGUAAAACCACCCUUUUAGGAGUGGUACAAAUGCCUAAGGGAAACGGGGAUAAAAUGUGUGCAAUUAGGCCCGAAUCAUUAGUCUCGACAUUUAUUUCGAUGAUGCAUGAUCACAAACGACAUCGUUUAGUACCAGAGCUAAAACUGCACUGCGAAACUGGAGAGAGCGAAACAAUGCCGCGGUAGUUGAAACGACAUUGUUUAAUAAAAAGCAAUGUCGUGAGGAUUUGCAAUGUCAGUGUUGGGGUUGGAAAAGGAGUUCUUUGUAUUCCUUACCGGAGAAGGAGAAGAUUCGGCCAAUGUCGUAUCUCAACUGCGAGCUUGACAAUGUUGCAAGAGAAGAGAAACGACACCGUUCAAUGACAAGCAAUGUUGCGGAGGGCGACUACAUUCGUAAUCCCAAUAACACCACGACACUGGAAACAGAGUCAUUUAAUAUUAAAACAAUGCUGCAAUACUGGCAAACAAAGUCGUUUAGACAAGCUAAGCGGGUGAGUCUUUGUCACGGAACCAAGAGUGGCAUGGUUUAAUUCAAAAACAACUUAGUGAUGGCCGAGUAUUCAGGAUGACCAGUUUAAUUGAUAUUUUCAAUAAUUAUUUUGGACGGUAUCAUCUAGUUGAAAACAAUACCGCUUGAGGUACCAACAACGAUGCGGUAUUGCUAAGUGAUACCGUUUAGUUAAAAACAAUACCACAGUGGGUAGGAGCUUGGCCAGGGGUGGACGGCCAAGUCCAAGUUUAAAACAACAUCGCGAAUUCAAAGUCGGCCAUGAUACCAAGAGGCUGCAUAUUUUAGUUAAAAUAGUGUCGCUAGAUAAAAAAAACAAGACACGACAGUGUUUAGUGAAAACAAUGUCACGAGAAAUUGCAGCCUUAACGAGGUCGCGGUGGUAGAAAACGAUGUUGUUUUGUGAAGAACAACAUUGUGAGACAAGCCUAACAUGACUGAUGGCGUCACGAAGAUCCAACGACACUGCGAUACUAGAAACGAUGUUGUUUGGUAGAAAACAACAUCGCGAGUCAGGGGCCAUAUGUGCGCCCAGUAAGACCGUACCAGGGUUUUACAAGUUCCCCGGAGUUGCUAGCAAGUUCAACAACACCGCGAGGCUAGAAAGCGACAUUGUUUAGCUUAAGACAACGUCACGGUAGCGAGAGUUCAGCAGUGGCAUGUGUUUGGCGAUGUCGCGAGCUCGACGAGCUUGAGAUUCUGUGAAAAGACGUUGUUUGGUCCAAACAAUGUCGUGAUUUCUACAUCAUCAACUCAUUCGCGUGGUACGUCAACUUGCCAUCGAACUCGGUUCAAACAUGGCAGCAAAUGGAACAAAUGUUCCAUGCUCAGUUCUACUAUUUUGAGCCAAAAGUAACAAUGGCAUACUUGGCACGAAUGCGCCAACCAGAAGGAGAAACGGUGGAACGUUUCUUAACUAAUUUUAAGAACGCAAGAAAUCACUGUUUUGUGAACUUGACAGAACGCGAAUUUGUUAAACUUUCUCAAGGUGGUUUAAAUUUUUAGCUACGUAAAAAAUUUCUAGAUAGAGAAUUUUCAGAUAUGUUCCAAUUGAUGUCUAGUGUUGUUAGGUACGAGUCCCUUCUCCAUGAAGAACAGAGGAGAAGUGGCUCUCGUGGACAAUAUUUUUCUAAUUUUGAAAUUAAUGGUGUGAAUCACGUUGAAGGCAGUGAUGACGAGGUUGAGGUUGCGUUGGCCGAGAUUGUGCAAGGGAAGGAAUAUGUGUGUGCUUCUCUAGCCAAGCCCGAUGGGGGUGUUCAAAUGGUUACCAUGGUUAUACCAAACCAAAUAAGGCUAAAUUUCAUUAACCAGGAAAUACAAUAUCAUAACCAAACCGUCCAAACUAAUACAACAACCAAAUUAACCAAACUAAAGUUUAAUUGGUUUGGUUAAUUGGUUAACCAGAUUAACCAAUAUAAAAUCAUAUUAUCUUUAAGUGAGAAAAUUUUCGGUUAAAAUAUCAAUUCACAAUUUAUAUAAUGCAAAAAACAUUCUCAUAAAAAAAAUAUAAUGAAUAAAACAUAACAAU
This is a messenger RNA of Linum trigynum, 3485 nucleotides long. The record is from the annotation of a GenBank genome assembly. NCBI's taxonomy places the organism in Eukaryota, Viridiplantae, Streptophyta, Magnoliopsida, Malpighiales, Linaceae.